Messenger RNA from Kluyveromyces marxianus DMKU3-1042, 642 nucleotides. RefSeq names its product mediator complex subunit MED7 (gene MED7). Bases 1 to 642 code for a protein of 213 amino acids. Gene Ontology annotation, cellular component: core mediator complex; mediator complex. NCBI's taxonomy places the organism in Eukaryota, Fungi, Ascomycota, Saccharomycetes, Saccharomycetales, Saccharomycetaceae. Gene Ontology annotation, biological process: regulation of transcription by RNA polymerase II. Gene Ontology annotation, molecular function: transcription coregulator activity. The transcript has a single exon. The record is from RefSeq and is a predicted model, not a curated record.
AUGAGCGACAAGAACGAGAUAUCAGCAUUAUAUCCACCUCCACCACCUUUUAUCCAGUUUUUCACGGAGGAGAAUGCCGUGCUUCACAGCAAAUGCCAGGCCGAUAAGGCUGUGGCCGAGUCACUUACGGCAAGACAGCUCGAGCAGCUGAAAUACUUUGAGAAACCGGAGCUUCCCAAGGACGGGACGUACCGUGCGUUUGGAAAUGUGUGGCAGAUAAACGACAAGCUUCCUGAGCUCUCGCAAAUGGGCAUUGAGCAGCUCUACAAGAAACACAGUUCAGCUUCUGGCUCAGCUUCUGGCUCUGGCUCAGCUUCAGAGUCCGCCGAUGACAGCCCGCAGAGCGGCGCAAACUACGAGAACAAGAUCCAGGAGCUGAAGAAGCUAUUGAAGUCGCUUCUACUAAAUUUCCUAGAGCUUAUAGGACUACUCGGAGUAGACUCGAGCAUGUAUGACAAGAAAUUGAACGAGAUUCGAGUGAUUGCAAUAAACAUCCACCACUUGCUCAACGAGUACAGGCCGCACCAGAGCCGAGAGUCCUUGAUUAUGCUUCUGGAGGAGCAGCUGGAGCACAAGCGCAGGGAGAUGGAGCAGAUCAACAAGACCUGCGACGAGGUUGAGGCCAAGCUUGCGGAGCUGUAG